Molecule: messenger RNA, 780 nt
Organism: Mycosarcoma maydis (corn smut)
Lineage: Eukaryota; Fungi; Basidiomycota; Ustilaginomycetes; Ustilaginales
Exons: 1
Coding region: 1-780 (259 amino acids)
Source: RefSeq, a predicted model, not a curated record
AUGUACAAACAAAACCGCCAAAGACGCCGGGCUGCGCAUACCGAGGCGGCCAUUGAGCGACCGCUUGGCUGCACGCUGUUUAUGAUCACUGUGGCCAGCAACUCAGGAUGGGGCGGCAUUUGGGCAAGAGAGGCUCAAUGCCAGGCACGCGCUUGUGACCGUGAUGGGCGAUUGCAUCGCAUUGCACGGCGUUGCAGGCCACGACGUCAAGCUAACUUUGUGGGGAUGGAGCACGAUGCAGCUCGCUUGUGCCUGCAUUUUCGGGCUCCGUGCUGCCGAGUUGAGCGCAAGGCUUGUAUGCUCACAUGCAGAAAGCAGCUCGGCUCUCGAACCAGCCAACGCGAGCGACAUGUCCAAGACAAGCUGUCCAGUGUCAGAAUGACCAAGCUAUCAUGUGGUCAACCCGACAGCCCAGUCGGACGGGCACAACGAGCGGUGAUCGUAUUCACAAUUGUACCGCCUGAGCGGCUAUCACAGCCAGGCCAAGCAACGCACCGCAACGCACCGCAACGCAAUGCGGGCGGGUUGGGUUUGAGGCUUUUGUUGGGCGUUGAACCUAAGCGUGACCGGCGUCAGCACGAUGGCUUCCAGUGUACCGAGCCAUCGAGGCUUGGCUGUUGCGAGCGAAAAAGCGAUUUUCGACAGGUGUGCUGUUCAGCUAGCAGCUCGGCUACAAGAUGGCCACCUGCAGCUCGUCUACGUCCACAGCCAUGUGAUGGUGUAUGCAAGUUCCUGUCACGCGUCAUGGACUCGGAGGCAGCGUGCAAUCCGCAAUCGUGA